Molecule: messenger RNA, 2940 nt
Organism: Photinus pyralis (common eastern firefly)
Lineage: Eukaryota; Metazoa; Arthropoda; Insecta; Coleoptera; Lampyridae
Exons: 8
Coding region: 3-2858 (951 amino acids)
Source: RefSeq, a predicted model, not a curated record
AUAUGGAAAAUGACACUACCUUGAAAACACCAUUUGAUGGUUAUCACGGAACUACCGAAGUAGUUGAAACAGAUACCACGUUUAUUAAAUACGAGCAAUUUUCUUCGACGGGCGAUUUAAUGUCCACACUUUCGCCUGAAACGAAAACGUUUUCUGUAGAGAGGAAAAAUGGUGAAAUUCCCUCGACAACUGAAAACACUGUGAUUACUUUUGCUGAAACCUCUAAUGGGAAUGAGCCAAACGUGGUAAGCGUAGCUGAACAAAUGACCACAUCUACUGAACAUAAAAUGCAAUCUUCUACUCUGACUGAAUCAUCAUUCUCUGAUACGUUCGAAGGUACUACGGAAUUGGAAAUAAUCAACAAGGGAAGUGGAUCAACCACUGAAGAACUCACUACUUUCACUCUUCUUGCAAAUGGUACCGAAUCAAGAUUUGAUAUAGAAGCUCACACCACCUUGGAACCAACGUUGUUAUCUGAGAAUGUUUCGUCCAUGGAAGAGCAUACUGUUGAAAGUUCUCCAAUUGGCGAGUCCAGUUAUCCAGUGAACAUUGAUGACACCAAUUCAUUACCUGCAACUAUCACAAAGUCGAAAUUAGAAUCUACAGAAAACUACGUCACCAUGAUUAUGGAACACACCGGAGCAAAUGCAUCUGCCGUGCCAUUUUCAGAUCUAGACAACGCACUUCAAAGUAAAAAUGUACAAACGUCACCUCUAUUUCACAGUACUUUCCAUGAUGAUUUUUUUACGAAUGUAACAAGCGAAGCGUCGUUAACUACUCUUCCACCAAGAAUGACCACCAAUAAUUCCAUUUUUAUGACUGUGCCCAUUUAUACCACAACCAUGGCAUCCAUUCAAAAUUCUGCGGAACAUGCUACCACCGCUUCUACGCCAGUAGAUGAUGAAGUGAACGACAUUAUUCUAAAUGAAUGUGCUUUCCGAACGAUGCACUUGAAGGAUUUUGAGGACAUUACCGAAUUUCCACCAACUACGCCGACGGAAGGGGCAGGGAAGUACGCAACUUGUUUGACGGACAGCACAAGUCAUGGAAGUACCACUGGACGAACAAGCGAAGUUGUAACCUCACAAUCUGAAUAUUCAACUGUACAAGAAUCUAGCUCAACUUCCGUUGAGGUAGCCACAAUUACUACAACGAUGCGUGUUACUAAACUUUUCGAUGCCAAAAAUCACGGUCAAACGGAAGCACUCACUUCUUUAGGCCAUGGCGAACACCAAACCGCCAAUAUAACAGAAAUGCAGCCCAAGGAUGUCAAUUACCCUACCACAGUGUUUAAACCCGAUGAAAUUACGGAAGCUACCCAGGAGUCAGUGUCUGGAGGAGAACACCUUCAGUUGCCGACUGUAUUCGAAGAGGAGGGGCACAUCCCUAAGUACAGUUCACUCCCGAAUUUUCCAAAGGAGAGCACAUGCAACCUGUCGGAUUACCUCACGCAAAAUUAUUGCGUGUGCUCCAUGGAUAACCUUAUAGCAGAUGUUAGAGAUAAAUUGGCCCGCGGCAUUAAAUGGAAUUUUGAAAAUUAUUCGUGCCCCAUCCUUACUCACGUUGACAACGGGAUACCUUUGGAGAAUAACUCAAUACCGCAUAUCGUGAAAAGAUUUGUUGACCUGCCAGAUUUAUAUCGAAGUAAGAGAGAAAUUAUUCCCAAUUAUCAAGUUGAUAGAUCGCUAAGCGAACAAAUGGAGUUAAAGGGAAGGGAUAACGAAAUAUUUGCUACUCCAGGAAUGAAGGUAAAGUUGCCGUGCCUUUACAACACGGACGUGGUGGAAAGUACCGUCAAUUACAGUUGGACAUUCUCAGAUUUGCCAUUAACUGAAGGAAAGGUGCAGGAGAAGAAAGGGGUGCUAAUUAUAGACAACGUAUCUCCACAGGACGGUGGGAACUACACUUGCACGGUGAUUUCACACGAUGGUGCCGAAAUGAAAUAUGAGCAUUACGUUUCUGUAGUUGCCCUUCCUACAUACACGUUAACCACAAAAGUGGUUUACAAUUCGACUCAAAAAUGUCAACCUGGCGAUACAGAAAUAGUAUCCUUAUAUUUUCCAGGGACGUUGGGAAGUUACGUUUGCGGUAGCUAUUUUAAAGUUUGCAAAAUUGAUGUAAAUGAACCACAAUGUUUUGAAGAAUAUAUUUCGUUAAACUUAUCGGUUGCGAUAGAGCCCAUGGACGUUAUUGUACCUAGUUUGAAUACUGCAUCAUGUGAUGUAAAUUGUGAAAUGGCUAUUUACUCUCGAAUUGUGAUGUUCAUCAUCAAAAACUUGGAGAGUGUGGAAAAGCUACCCGUUUUCGUGAGGCUGUCCUAUCGACAAGAAAAGCUAGUACCCGUACAAGGAAUAGGCAAUUUCACAGAAGGGGGGUUCAAAGCAGAGUCACCAAAUCUAGUGAUUGGCUGUCAGCCCGGAUUUGGAUAUGUUAAGAAAACUCAUAUAUGCGGUGCAUGUAGCAGAAAUACUUUUAGUAGAGGAGACGAAACACGUUGCAUUGAAUGUCCCGCAGGACAAUACCAACCAAUGGCCGGAUCAAAAUCAUGCCUGGUCUGCGCAACUCCACUCCAAGAUCCUUACUGUUUACGAGUAGUGUAUUCGAAUACACAUAAAUUUCGUGUGAUGAUCGGUUCGGUAGCAGGCGUUAUUGUAUUUAUAAUCGUUGUGCUUUUAUGGUGCCAAUGCAGUAAGGGUAACGAUACUGAGAGGAAUGGUUAUAAAGCGGACUCGAGGAGGAGGAGGAAUCGAAACGCAGACCUCGAACGUCAAGAGAUGGAACCUUUAAUGAGUAAAGAGAGAAAAAUUAAACGUAGUAACUUAGAACCACCUGAACCACCACGGCCGGAUUUCUUUUAGCUUUAUUUUUUAAAUAAGUUUAACGUAAUUAUUAAUGUAUUUUAUGAAAAUGUACUAGAAAUAUACAAACUAUACACAAUUA